Molecule: messenger RNA, 4696 nt
Organism: Yamadazyma tenuis ATCC 10573
Lineage: Eukaryota; Fungi; Ascomycota; Pichiomycetes; Serinales; Debaryomycetaceae
Source: RefSeq, a predicted model, not a curated record
ACAGUUAUAUUUCACCACAAUACCAAUGGCUCACAAAAUGAAAGAUGCCACCAAAAAGGCCUCCAAGAGUGCCCGGCCCUCGCUGGGUAUUCUUGACACCCAGGCCUUGGCCGACAAGAUCAGGAAGAACGCCUUGAAGAAAAAACAGGAACAAGCGGCUGCUCCCGCCCUUGAACCCCCCAUCGCUCCCUCAGUGGUGUUGGAAGACAAAGUAGUUGAUGCAUCGGCCGAGACGGCAAUCCAAAGCUUCGCCGAGUUCGACUUGAUUCCUGAGAUCUUGGAGUCCAUCCAGGCGAUGAAGUUCACCAAGCCCACACCCAUCCAGGCCGAAUCCAUCCCUCACGCGUUGGCAGGUAAAGACAUUAUUGGAUUGGCACAAACCGGUUCUGGGAAAACCGCUGCCUUCGCCAUCCCCAUUCUCCAGGCGCUCUGGCACGCCAAGACCCCGUACUUCAGCUUGGUGUUGGCUCCCACGCGUGAGUUGGCGUUUCAGAUAAAAGAAACGUUUGAUGCGCUCGGGUCCUCAAUGGGGUUGCGAUCGGUUUGUAUUGUGGGAGGCAUGGACAUGAUGGACCAGGCCCGAGACUUGAUGCGCAAGCCCCAUGUGAUCGUGGCGACGCCCGGACGUAUCACGGACCACUUGGAACACACCAAGGGGUUUUCGUUGAAGAAUUUGAAAUAUUUGGUGAUGGAUGAGGCCGAUCGGUUGCUCGACAUGGACUUUGGGCCGGCGUUGGAUAAAAUUCUAAAGGUGAUUCCGGUGGAAAGAACAUCGUACUUGUUUUCGGCUACCAUGACUAACAAGAUUGCCAAGUUACAGCGGGCAUCGUUGAAAAACCCUGUUCGAGUGGCGGUUUCCAAUAAAUACCAGACGGCUGAUAAUUUGGUGCAGUCGAUGAUGUUGGUGAGCGAUGGAUAUAAAAACACCUUUUUGGUGCACUUGUUGAACGAGUUCAUGGGCAAGAGUAUCAUUGUGUUCACACGGACAGUGGCCAACUCCGAACGGACGGCCAUUUUGACCCGACUUUUGGGGUUUUCGUCGGUACCGUUGAAUGGGCAGUUGUCACAGACCCAGAGAUUGGGAGCUUUGAAUAAGUUCAAGUCGGGAAAAGCCAAUAUUUUGAUAGCCACCGAUGUGGCGGCCAGAGGAUUGGAUAUUCCGUCGGUGGACGUGGUGAUAAACUACGAUAUCCCCACUGACUCCAAGGCAUAUAUUCAUCGAGUGGGAAGAACGGCCCGAGCUGGAAAAUCAGGAAAAUCGAUUUCGCUCGUCACUCAGUACGACUUGGAGCUCUAUUUAAGAAUCGAGAGUGUUUUGGGCAAGAAGCUCCCCAAGGAUCCUUCGCCUUCGAAGCAGGUGUUGAACACUUUGCAUGUUCACGUGGACAGAGCCGUGGCAGAAGCCAUUCGGCAGAUGAAGGAUAUUCAUGAGCGCAGAGGUAAUAGGAACCAUAGAGACAACCACGACCGAGAGGAGAGGUGAGGCACCUCCAACAAAAUCAAACAUAACAUACCGAAAUAAUCUAUAGACUCCAUGUACCGUGGCAUCGCAGGUCCCUGACCGUACCGUAGCAUCUGCCUCUCCUGACCGUGGCAUCCGCCUCUCGGUCGUGGUUGCUCUACUUCAGUAAAUAGUGCACAGGACACUCGCCGUAUCCCUUCUUGUUAAACCAGUCCUUGAUACACUUGUAGUGGAACACACACAAACACUCCAACCGGCCCACCUUGUCUCCUGGCUUCAACUCCUCAAGACAAAUUACACACUCAUUGUCAUCAUCAUCCGGGUCCUCCUUCUCGUUCUGCUGAACCGUGCUUAUCGAUGUGACCGACCCAAUACGUAAAUGCAACCCUUCGUCGUAUCCACUCAUCUGUUUGAUGGUGUCGUAAGAAGUCCCUUCCACCGCGGGAAUCGCUUCAAACUGGGGUUUUGGAAUCGGGGGCAUGUUAUACACCAACAUCUUGUUGCGAGGAUGCGUGUGGUUACUGCCGCUAGCCCCGCCCGCAAACCGUGAGUGGCUGUAGUCAAAGUCAAACGACGUGAGACAACUUUUGAUAUGGUCUUCUUUAAAGGUCUCAAAGUCAUCAUUACUGAUUUCAUUGAUCUUCUUCUUGUGGGUCGUGAUGUAGGCAUCCAACAUGUUGAUUGCACACACAGGACACAAGUUAUGGUCCAGAUCAUCGUCCCGCAGGCUCGCCAAGUUGUUGGUGGACGAGUUGGUCGAGGAAUCCAACACCCGGGUGGAGGUCCUGGUGCGAGAAAACUUCAUCACACUGUUUCGGUCAUCGGCCGGGACGCUCAUGGUACCGCUGGCACUGGCAUUACCCUCGCUGGCCGACAGGCUCCAUGACCGACAGACUCACUCAACUCCAGAUCUGUGUGGACCAGCUCAUCGAGCAAUUCAAUGCCACCGUCAACUACGUUAAUGUGCACAGCGAGCAGGCACCUCUCGAUGAAGACCCCAGUUCUGUCACCAAUAUAGCUGCCAGUGCGCCGGUGGCCGGGCAAGUACCUCCACAACCAACCCAACCACAAACAGGCCAAACCAGCAACGGACUCUCGGACCACCCGACUUCACAUGAGAGUGAGGGUCUGGGUGCCAAUUUCGAUAACACCAUCAACGAGUUGUCGACGGAUAUAAUACUAAAGUCUCGACAAAUCUCUAUGCUAAUUGAUUCCUUACCAGGAGUAGGGAUAUCUGAAGAUUCACAGAUGCAGUUAAUCAAGGAUCUAUCGGUGGAGCUUCAGGAGGUUGAAAGUGAGAGAAUACAAAAAAUACACCAGAAAGAUGAGCUUUUAAAGUGGGUUGAAGGUUUGAUUUUAGAGGUCGCUUCUGGCAUCUCCAACACAAAGUAAAUUACAUAUGCUCAUUGUGUACUAUUAGAUAUACAUACUCAUUUCGUUCUGUGGCACCUACUUCUUGUAGGUCCUACAGUCAAAGUCCCAGGAUCCAAUCCACUUGGCUUCUCGACAUGCCUCUCUAGACCAAUCAGUUCCAUAUAUCAAUGGAGAAAAAUACACAAAACAUCCUAAUGAAAGCCCUCCGAUCACCCCAACCAAGAUGUAGCCAAAGAGCUUCCGUUUCGAUAUCUGAUACUCAACAAAGUACGUCACCGUCAAAAUACAGAAAUAAAUUGCCGGUAAGUAAUGGUGUAAGAACAAUUCUCGCUCCAUCAUAAAGUAUGGUUGGUAAUGAACCACAUACCCAAGUAUGGUUUCCAUGGUUGCCUGGUAGAACAUACUGACGUUGGUAGUUUCAUUGGGGAGCAUGAAUGGGUUCAAAUGGUUAAUCAAGUAGAAGACUUGUUUCAAUCCAAUGAACAAAAUGGCCAUAACUCCAAAAUAAUAGAUGGCAAGGUUUCCAAAAUAGUAUAUAUGACUUCCAGGCUCAUCUGCUGUCUUUACCCUGGCAUCUGUAGAGUAAUAGUUGGUUCCCCUGAUCAAAAAUGGCCAUGCUUCGGGUCUUGAGCCAUACUCAUGAGAACCUCCCAUGCCCUUGUUGAACAUCCACAUCACUUUUUGGUACUCCACAAACUUUUUCCAGAACGUGAGGCCUCCUAGGUUGACUCUCUCGGAACUUUGAUCCUUGUCUAGCAUUGGAUGGCUGUUGUACUCGACAUACCAUAAAGUGUUAGGAAUAGUGGGCUGGUUGAUGCAAAGAACUUCGUUUUGACCAAAUGCCCAUCCCGGAAGCUUCCCUUGAUGGGCCACUAGAGAACACCUGGUCCCUUGGUGGAAGAGCUGGAACACGGACUCGGUGGCCCUGAGCUUUAUGUUGGGCAAAUUGUUUUUUGAAUGGGGCUUUUUGUCCAAGAUAUGGAUUUUGAACUCGUAGUUGAUGUCUCCCAAUAAGUCUCGUGUUCCGUUACACGACACCUCGUUGGCGUAGUCCUUCUCAGUGAUGGGGGGCCUCACGUUGUUGACAUGAAGAAACUUUCCGGUAGCUUUGUGGAAAAGUCUCACCACAUCUCCAUUUUUAAUGGGAUUCACCUGGUCAAAGAGUCUCAUAUCGGUCCUCUUGGUCUUGGGAUGUAUUUCCCACUCGUUGUUGUAGUCAGUGUGAUACAGAUAUAACGUCACCUGCUGUUCUUUGGAGCCAGUUUUAUAAUUAAAUGGGUGUGAGUGUAAGUACUUACCCACCUCAUUAUGUUUUAAAGUCACCGUACUGCCAUAAACCACUUCCACCGGCUCUUUUCGGAUGGUGUCAUAGUCCUUGAAUGUGGCCUUGAACUGGGGCGUCAUGGGGCCGGCUCCUGGACCUACAUUCGGAAGGGCAUGGAAAUGAAGCGAGAAAGCUGCCAAAUAGAUCGUGAACGGAACACCCACCAAAUAAACAAUUCUGGCAACCAAGUGUUUCCACCACCCAAAAUCCGACACCUCCAAGUCCCCCAAAACGGUCCAUAGUUGUAAGAAUGCCAAGAUCCCAAUCCACCCAUAAGUUAAGAGUCCACUCGACUUACUUGAGCAUGCGAGCCCUAAAAACACUCCUGUGAGUAACCAGUUGGCAUGCCAGCGGCCACUGAAAGCAGUCGAGUUUCUCGCCAUGCUGAAACCCAACAUCGUGACAGCGGUAAACAAGAUCAAUGGCGAGUCCAAGAAGAAAAACCGUGAUUGGGUCACCAUCGAGUUCUCGAUCAACACCAAAAACGAGCCAAACAACGCCGACACCGGACCACAAUAGUUGUGGCGGAGAAUGAG